CCGAGUUAAGACCCCGUUUCUGGCCGAAGAAUGCCACCGCAACCAGAGAUCCCCGGCUGUCUGUCUUUUGACUCACGCUUUCGCAACCGACAUCUUCCGCAAAGAGUGCGACGCAAUGGAGGCAAAAUUUCCGAGUUCACGUCUCAAAAGUGAACAUCUACGAUAUGUGCGACCGACUACACCACCACACCACACAACUUCCCCCCAUCCAAGUCACUACUACCGAUUUAACUGACCAUUAUCCAUCGCACCAAACAUCAAGAUGAUUCGGGGACGGUCCAGGAUCCCGAAAAUCGUCGUCGCGGCGCUCGCCAGCUAUGUUCUUCUCACAUUACUGCUCAGUGAGAAAGGGGGCCAUUAUUGGAAUAAGGAUUGGGUGGAUAUUGCGCGCACCACGUUGGAGGAUCGCGCGUUGGAGCAUAUUCAGAAUCAGACGCUUGGGUUUGAACACAUAUACGCCAUCGGGUUGAAAGAGCGAACAGACAAGCGAGACUUCCUCACACUGGCUGCCUCCAUGGCCGGCUUCCAAGUAGACUGGCUGGAUGGUGUGCGACCGGAUGAAUUUAGCGAGAAGGCCUUGCCGAAUGAAAACGGACUCAAGUCGUCGGAAAUCGGAUGUUGGCGCGCGCACAUGAAUGCCCUAUCUGACAUCGUCGAAAACUCCUACUCUACAGCCCUCAUCCUGGAGGACGACGCCGACUGGGACAUCAACAUCAAAAAGCAACUCCCCGAAUUCGCACGCGGCGUCCGCGCCCUCACCGGAAACACUGACUCGUCGCGCAACGCCCCCUACGGCACGAACUGGGAUAUCCUCUGGGUCGGUGGCUGCGCCUCGGCGGCCUCUCCCAACGAGACCCAGUUCUACGCCAUCCCGAACGACCCGACCGCUCCGAGUGUAGAGCACCGCGGCACCUGGGGCGGACCGCUCGAUGCAUGGAAGAGGAAGUUCCCGGAGAACUCGACGCGGUUCAUCUACCGGGCUGAGAUGGGGUGCUGCACGUACGGAUACGCGGUGACAAAGCGCGGCGCGGAGAGGAUUCUGGCUGCGUUGUCGGUCGAUCGCCUCGUUGCUGCGGUGGAUAACUCCAUGUCGGAUAUGUGUGGCGGCAAGGACGGGCGCGAGCAGAUCGAGUGCUACGCGCCGUUUCCCAAUAUGAUCGGGACGUAUAAGGCGGCGGGUCGCGCGUCCAAGGACUCGGAUAUCCAUGGCGGUAGCGACGAGUGGCAUGAGGCGCAGGCCUGGAAUUUGAUGUAUAGCACCAGACUCAAUAUCCAUCGCCUCGUCGCGGGCCAGAACAAGGUCUAUGCCCAGUACGAUGAGGGGUUCCCUUGGUCGCGCCGCGUCGUGAACAGGGAGGACUUCGAGUAUCCGAGGGGGAUCUUGUCACUUUCAUCAGCUAUCAGGUCAUUUCCAACAGUAAGCUCACGACACAUCAUCACACAGCUGUCGACGGAAACAGGGACAGGAGUCCAGCCAGGGCCCCAGGGGCCGAGGACCUGGACCUGGGCACCCACAUUCCGGACCCGCGAUCAUCCCUUUCUGGCGUCCGUUUCCGGAACCCUAUCCCAACACCCAGAAACGACAAGAGCCAUUCCAAUUGCUCUCACAAUGGUUGUUGCAGGACCAGACCCGAAGGAGGAGGUCCAGGAGCAUACAGGGCUGCUCAACUCGUUGAAUUGCGAUUCAGCGACCCCUCCACCGGACGAUGUCAAGCUCGAGCUCGGAUACUAUACCACCGAUGACGAGAAGAGGCUCUCAGACGCGCCAGAGCCGCAGGGUGGAAACAUUCGGCUUCUCAUUUGGAUGACAAUCAACAUUGUCGCAACUGUUGCCAUUGUCUUCACCAACAAAUCCGUUCUCUCGAACGCAAACUUCCGCAACUCGCAGGUCUCUUUCGCAGCCUACCACUUCACCAUCACGGGUUUCACACUAUGGCUCGCAUCCCGACCCUUCUGCGGCUGGUUCGAACCGAAGCAUGUGUCUCCAUACCGCAUCCUCCAUCUCGUCGCGGCGAUGUGCAUCCAGGUCAUCUUCCAAAACCUGGCUCUGGCGUACUCGUCGGUUAUAUUCCAUCAGCUGGCCCGUCUGCUCCUUACCCCCGCGACGGCGCUACUGAAUUAUACUCUAUACCAGUCUAGCAUACCCAAAUCUGCAUUUCUGCCGCUGGUGUUGCUGUGCACCGGAGUCGGGAUCGUCUCGUAUUUCGAUUCUCUCCCGUCGUCCCACGGGAACGAUACCACUUCGCCUGAGGGGAUAUUCUUCGCUCUUUCGGGAGUCUGUGCCAGUGCGCUGUAUACCGUGUUGGUCGGGAGAUACCACAAGAAGCUGGAGAUGAGCAGCAUGCAGCUUCUGUUGAACCAGGCGCCCGUCAGUGCUGCUGUCCUGGUGUGUAUUGUUCCGUGGAUGGAGACGUUCCCCGUUGUCUCGACUGUGCCGGGAUCGCUGUGGGCUUCUAUCCUAGCGUUUUAUAUCAUCGACGCGGCGGGUCCAGUGACGAGCACCGUGAUCGGACAGCUGAAGACUUGCAUCAUCGUGGGCUUGGGGUGGAUGCUCAGCGACCAUCGGAUUAUGCACCAGAGCAUUGCAGGGAUUUUCCUAGCUCUGACGGGGAUGAGCUUGUAG
Molecule: messenger RNA, 2623 nt
Organism: Aspergillus heteromorphus CBS 117.55
Lineage: Eukaryota; Fungi; Ascomycota; Eurotiomycetes; Eurotiales; Aspergillaceae
Exons: 8
Coding region: 263-2623 (786 amino acids)
Source: RefSeq, a predicted model, not a curated record